Seminavis robusta is the source of this 1872-nucleotide messenger RNA. NCBI's taxonomy places the organism in Eukaryota, Bacillariophyta, Bacillariophyceae, Naviculales, Naviculaceae. The record is from the annotation of a GenBank genome assembly.
AUGAUCCAGCUUGAAUCCAGACAAGCACAAGGAUUUGUCAUGAUACGGAGACGAGCUUUGGUUCCACUGCAAACAACAGAUCCUUUUCUGUUGGACAAUGCGUGGAAAGAACGACCUCUCGAUGCACCACUUGUACGGCCAAAACCAUCUUUCUGUCGUGAUCGACUCCGAAUGUUCUUGUCUCCUUCCACAAUGACAUUCUCGUUGACACGGAUCGUCUUGUUACGAGCACUGGCGUUGGUCUAUUUUGUGGCCUUUACUGUGGCACUGCGACAGAACAAGGCAUUGAUUGGAGAUGAUGGAAUCACUCCAGCCCGCUAUGAACUCCUGGAAGCCCGUCAACGAGCUGUUGAGCGCAAGAAACAACGGGAUCAGUGGUUGGAUGGGCUGCUGGGAGACACGAGAAAGAAGCGAUCUCCCCUGACCACUUUCAAGCUGCGAAUCCAAAAACAUGCAAUCUACCAGAGACUUCGAGAAGUACUAUGGGAUCGAGCGGAUCGCAUGGGGCGACCACUGAUGAGCGUCUUUUGGUUGGCAGGCAAAAACAACUAUGAGCGUUUGAAUCCUUGGCUUGAUGCAGUUGCCGUGAUGGGCAUGACAUUGUCUGGAUUGGUGGGAACCCUGGGAGCCGCCAACGUCCCCAUCUUGUUGACGCUUUGGAUCUGUCAACGAUCUCUCAUGUCCGUAGGUGGUUGCUGGUAUGGCUUUGGAUGGGAACCUCAAUUGGCCGAGAUGGGCUUUCAUGCACUCUUUUUGGUACCACUGCUGUCCCUCCAACCCAUUCCACUGUCCAAUCCGACACCACACAGUAUUGUCAUUUGGUCCUUUCGAUGGUUUUUGUUUCGCAUCAUGAUGGGAGCUGGAUUGAUCAAGUUCAAAAGUAACGAUCGAAAAUGGAAGGACUUGACCGCCAUGAAUUACUUUUACGAAACACAACCCGUCCCCAGUGUCUUGACACGGACCAUGCAUUUCAUGCCCACGGCAUUUCACAAGUUUGAAGUACUCAUCAAUCAUUUUGUUGAAGUGGUGGCUCCAUGGUUCUUGAUACUCCCAUUCGUGCCAUGCCAGAUUCGACGUGCUGCCGGUCUGAUUCAAAUUAUCUUUCAAUUGGUACUCAUUAGCACGGGCAAUUUGAGUUUUCUGAAUUGGCUCACCAUGAUUCCGGCCAUUGCCUGUCUCGAUGAUGCCUGUUUACGACGACUCUUUGCACCCUCCCGGGUGGUGGAAGCUUCCAUUAUGGCAGCAGUCGCCAAGGCGCCGACGAUUCCGGUCGUCCCAGUGCUGUUUGGCGCCUUGGUCACAUGGCUGAGUGUCCCCGUGGUGCAGAAUUUGCUCGCAAAACGACAACAAAUGAACGCCUCGUUUGAUCCACUCCGAUUGAUCAAUACGUAUGGCGCCUUUGGCGUGGUCGAUGAAGUGCGAGAAGAAUGGAUCAUUAGUAGUGCGGCGUCCCGAGACAUGGAGGAGGAAUGGAAAGAGUACGAGUUCAAAGUCAAACCGGGCAAUGUCCACAGGAAGCCGCGAUGGAUUACACCCUAUCACUACCGAUUGGAUUGGCAAAUGUGGAUUGCUUCUUCCUGUCGAACGCUCGACCGCAGUCCUUGGUUGUAUCGGUUCUUGAUCAAAUUGUUACAGAGAAACCAGGGAGUCCAAGACUUGUUGGCCGAGGAUCCAUGGAAGGACAGCACACAAGCCCCCAAAUACAUUCGGGUAGAUGCCUACAAGUACAAGUUCCACCGUCCUGGUGAAGCGAAGGACGGUGGCUACUGGGAGCGGGAGUUUGUGAGGCGUGUGUAUCCGCCCCAGGGCGCGGCGACUCUGGAAUCGCUGCAAGAGGAGAUUCAAGCCAGUCAACCGGGCCGACCAAUCUGA